Rubroshorea leprosula is the source of this 361-nucleotide messenger RNA. Lineage: Eukaryota; Viridiplantae; Streptophyta; Magnoliopsida; Malvales; Dipterocarpaceae. The record is from the annotation of a GenBank genome assembly.
CCAUCAACAAAAGAACAAGAUCUCACCAUAAUAUUUUAAAUUCUGCUAGCAAAGGGUGUUCGUUUACAGAAGCAAAAUAUUACAAUGAGUUCAACAAGCAGAGCUUGGGUUGUGAUGGCUACAGUUGGAACAGUGGAGGCACUGAAGGACCAGGGAAUUUGCAGAUGGAAUUAUACAUUAAGGUCGCUUCAGCAGCAUGCCAAGAACCAUUUGAGGUCAGUUUCACAGACCAGGAUGCUGUCUUCUCAGUCUUCUGCUGCUGUUCGGAAUCAAUUGAGAGAAGAGAAAGCAAAGCAAUCUGAAGAAUCUCUGAGGACAGUCAUGUACUUGAGCUGUUGGGGUCCCAAUAAUUGAGGAAAAU